AUGCAGACACUCCUCCAGUACAGGCAAGAAAGGAAAUAUGCAGGCCUAAUCCAUGGACGAAGCAACUCGUCAAAACAAAACAUCGAUGGACCGCUUGUAUCUUCUCUUAGCGCCGAAAAGUACGACAGUAACUCGGAACUGGACUUAACUGGACGUGAACAUUCCUCAGCACAACUCGUCGAUGUUGAACAGCAACGACCACCGCCGCCGCCACUCCGUGAUUCACGUGGCGCCAUCAUAAUGCCAACCCAUGACAAGCAUGAAGAUAAGAUCACUGUGCAAUGCGACGACGAUGGCAAGGACCAAGCUGACGCACACAACUGGUCUCGGACGAAACGAUCAUGGACGACUCUGCUCUUGUUCCUGCUGGUCUUCUCACAAGGAUGGGUCUCUGCCUGCGACUCGAAUGUAACAAAGCCAUCUAGCAAGGAGUUCCAUGUCAGCCAGACAGCCGAAACUUUGGCGACUGCUUUGUUUCUACUCGGGAUUUCGGUUGGGAGCCUCAUCGUUGGUCCUUUAUCUGAAGAGCUCGGUCGCAACCCCGUCUAUCUUGUUCCAUCCUUCUUGUACCUGUGCUUCACACUUGGAGAUGCUCUGGCGCCGAACUUUGGGGCUCAGAUUACCUUGCGCUUCCUUGCUGGAAUUUGCUCGAGUGCAGCACUGUCCAUCUAUGGCGGAAGCCUGGCUGACCUCUACAACCCCGAAGAAAGAAAUAAGAUUUGGCCGGUGUUUGCUCUCAGUCCUUUGCUAUCGCCCAUUCUCUCCCCUGUUGCCGGUGGCUGGAUUACUGGACAUAUCUCCUGGCGUUGGGUGUAUUGGAUAGGCCUUAUCCUGAGUGCUGUGAUCUUCCUGCUGGCCUUGUGCUUCCUACCCGAGACGUCUUCUCCCAUGAUCAUUCAAUGGAGGACGCAUCAUCUUAGAGUCAUUACAAGUUCUGACAAGUACACCUGUGAUCUGGAAGGAAAAGACUCGCUUGGCAAAAGGCUUGCUCAAAACGUGACGCGGCCUGCAAAGUUCUUUACCACCGAGCCGAUAAUCAUCGCUCUGGGCUUCUAUCUGAUUGUCAUCUACGUCGUCAUCUUCACCUUCCUCAAUGGUUUCGAGUUUAUCUUUACAGAUACAUGGGGUCUUUCUGACGGAGACACUGCUCUUGCUUUCCUGGGCAUAUGUCUUGGGGCUCUGAUUUCAGUUGCCCUCAUGCCACUGAUCACCAUCCUCCAUCGCAANGUUCAGCAGAGGGAAGAUGAGACACCAGAGACGCUUCUGUGGCCAGCUAUGGUGGCUUCGCCNUUNUUCGCCAUCUCCAUCUUCUGGCUCGCCUGGACAAGCUACAAGAGUGUGAGCUAUUGGUCCUCUUACGCUUCGACAGUUCUCUUUGGGUACUCCAUGACGGCCAUCUUCGUCAGCAGCUACAGCUACAUCAUCAAUAUUUAUGGAACCUGGAGCUCAAGUGCUCUGGGCAGUGUCACCAUGGCCAGAUAUUUUGUCGCUGCUGGAAUGGUCGUCGCGGCAAGACCGAUGUACCAGGGCAUUGGACACCACUGGACUUUGACGUUUCUGGGCUGCUUGGGGAUCGUGUGUCUGCCAGUGCCUUGGCUGAUCUAUCGUUUUGGAAAGAAAUUGAGAAACAAUUCGGAGUUUAUCAACGAUUGA
Molecule: messenger RNA, 1653 nt
Organism: Aureobasidium vineae
Lineage: Eukaryota; Fungi; Ascomycota; Dothideomycetes; Dothideales; Saccotheciaceae
Source: the annotation of a GenBank genome assembly